GGGGGCGAGGCAAAGCCGUGCGCGGGGAAAGUUUGAAGGAAGCUGUGGGCGCAAAGGCGCGCGCUUUCCGGAUGGGGCGGAUCCGGAUUUGUAUCACAGCUGAGCUGUCACUGUACUCUCGCCGGGUGCGAGCGCUGGCCCAGGGGCGCCAGAGGGACCGGGGCACCUGCGUCUCAGUGGUCCGGCACUUGGAGUCCGCCUCGACCCUUCCCGGAAGAGGGAACCCUUCUCAAAGGGCGGAGCAGCAGAUCUGCCGGUGACCGUCAGCGCCUCUCGAGGGCUCCCGCCCCGCCGAGAUGUCCAUCAACCCGAUGCUGUACGAGGCCCAGUUCUUCGGGUUCACGCCGCAGACGUGCAUGCUCAGGAUCUACAUCGCCUUCCAGGACUACCUGUUUGAGGUCAUGGUGGCCGUGGAAAAGGUCAUGUUGAAGAAGGCCGGAGACCUUCCCGGCUGCGACCUGAGCGCCGUCCAGAUCCGCAGCAGCACCGAGACCUUCCUCCGCUUCAUGAAGGAGCGCUUCGACCGCCUCUUCGUCAAGAUGGAGCGCGCGCUGCUGCGGCUGGUGCUGAGCAUCCCCCCCACCGUCCUCCUCCCCGAGGACAGGAGCCACGAGAAGCACCCCCAGAGCAGGGAGGAGUUCGGCCUCCUCCAGCAGGAAGUGGGGCAGCUGCAGGCCCGCUACAAGGCGGAGCUGGGCGCCAGGCGCGCGCUGCUGGCCGAGCUCGAGGUCCAGAAGGUGGUUCGGGAGCGGCUGAGAAAGACUCUGCACUGGCUCAAUGGGCUCGGAGAUGUCCACGGGCCCCCGGGCCUGCGGGAGAUGAUGGCCCUCCUGGUCCAGCACUCGGGCCAGCUGCGCAGCAUCACCCAGGACGUGUCGCAGAAAAGCUCCGGGGGAGGGAUGGAGUGACCGGGCGCCCCCUCCUGGCAGCCAGGACCCUGAGCAGAUGUCCGCAAAAACUGCGUCUCUGAGGCUUGCGGGUGGGCCGGCUUCUGAAAGCUGUGGGCCUCAGCUCCCCCUUUGAGCUGUGGGGUGAGAGCAGGGACUCUUCCCCAGGCUGUAAGAGCUCGGCUUGUCAGUGAUCACUCCUGGCCCAGAGCUGCUCGGAGGCCUGCGAAGUGGGCAGUCACAGUGACUCAGAGGGAGGGCCCCCCAAACUCAGCCCCGUGGCUGAGCUCGUCUGGUCUGUGUGAACAAGCAGAGUCCCUGCGUCGGGCAGAGCGGGGCAAGGCGGGGCAGCCUCCAGCAAAGGGCAGAGAGGUAAGGCGCUGUAAGCAAGGAAAUUAUGCCAAAUUUCAAUUCAGACCGAGCAACAGGAAGGAGGCUAGCAGGUCUAAGGACACCUUGCCCUGAUUUUUGCCCGUUUCUAAACUUUCUGUUGAGAGGGUUCCGAUGAAUUGCACUUGUGAAACACUUGAUGGUCUCUGUGCUGUUCAAAUAGAAAUAUCAUCGAACCUAGGAAUGCUUCUGAGCAGCUGUAAUAAAAUAUGUACAAUGGA
This is a messenger RNA of Antechinus flavipes (yellow-footed antechinus), 1498 nucleotides long. RefSeq names its product MIS12 kinetochore complex component (gene MIS12). Gene Ontology annotation, cellular component: nucleus; chromosome, centromeric region. Bases 297 to 908 code for a protein of 203 amino acids. NCBI's taxonomy places the organism in Eukaryota, Metazoa, Chordata, Mammalia, Dasyuromorphia, Dasyuridae. The transcript has 2 exons. The record is from RefSeq and is a predicted model, not a curated record. Gene Ontology annotation, biological process: protein localization to kinetochore; mitotic sister chromatid segregation; mitotic cell cycle.